This is a messenger RNA of Nothobranchius furzeri (turquoise killifish), 2126 nucleotides long. Its product is annotated as recombining binding protein suppressor of hairless. The record is from RefSeq and is a predicted model, not a curated record. NCBI's taxonomy places the organism in Eukaryota, Metazoa, Chordata, Actinopteri, Cyprinodontiformes, Nothobranchiidae. Gene Ontology annotation, biological process: regulation of transcription by RNA polymerase II; Notch signaling pathway. Gene Ontology annotation, cellular component: nucleus; MAML1-RBP-Jkappa- ICN1 complex. Gene Ontology annotation, molecular function: RNA polymerase II cis-regulatory region sequence-specific DNA binding; DNA-binding transcription activator activity, RNA polymerase II-specific.
CUCGCGAUGUUGUAACUUUCCCACGCUUGUUGUUUUGGCAUGUGCCCUCUGCCGGUGCCCCUUCUCCACCUCACAUUUACCACAUUUUCUGCCCCGUCAAAGCUGCCCUUGUCCUGCUAAUGCCCCUAACUCUGAAGGGCUUAAGUUGGGUGCUUCGCUCCAGACAAGGCUAGAGGGAGUAGUCUCGCGAUUGUUCCAUUUUUUUCUGGUGGAGUAUUUUGGAAGAUGGCGCCCGUUGUGACGGGGAAGUUUGAUGAGCAGCAGCAUCAGCCUCGGCGCUUAACAAGGGAGGCUAUGAGGAAUUACCUGAAGGAGAAAAAUGAUCAAACUGUACUCAUACAGCACGCGAAAGUUGCUCAAAAGUCAUAUGGCAACGAGAAAAGGUUUUUCUGUCCUCCACCAUGUGUGUAUCUGUUGGGCACCGGCUGGCAGAAGAAAGUGGAGCAACUAGAAAGGGAAGGUUGUACUGAGCAGGAAUCUCAGCCCUAUGCUUUCAUUGGGAUAGGGAACAGCGAGCAGGAGAUGCAACAACUCCAUCUGGAGGGAAAGAACUUCAGCACAGCUAAGACGCUGUACAUCAGUGACUCAGACAAGAGGAAGCACUUCAUGCUGUCCGUGAAGAUGAUUUAUGGAAACAGCUCCAACAUCGGAGUCUUCCUCAGCAAGAGGAUCAAGGUCAUCUCCAAGCCCUCCAAGAAGAAACAGUCCUUAAAGAAUGCAGACUUGUGCAUUGCUUCUGGGACUAAGGUGGCCUUGUUCAACCGCCUGCGUUCCCAGACAGUGAGUACACGAUAUCUUCAUGCAGAGGGGGGCAGCUUUCAUGCCAGCUCUCAACAGUGGGGGGCCUUCUACAUUCAUCUGUUGGACGAUGAUGAGUCAGAAGGGGAGGAGUUUGCUGUGAGAGAUGGUUACAUUCACUACGGCCAGACGGUGAAAUUGGUCUGUUCGGUGACUGGAUUGGCUUUACCCAGGCUGAUUAUUCGCAAAGUGGACAAACAAGCCGCGUUAUUGGAUGCUGAUGAUCCGGUGUCGCAGCUUCACAAGUGUGCCUUCCACCUGAAAGACACAGACAACAUGUAUCUUUGUCUUUCACAGGACAAGAUCAUCCAGUUCCAGUCAACACCGUGCUCUAAAGAGACUCGUAGGGAGAGUAUUAACGAUGGCGCUUCGUGGACUAUCAUCAGCACUGACAAGGCGGAGUACACGUUUUAUGAAGGCAUGGGCCCUGUCCUCUCACCAGUCACACCAGUUCCAGUGGUGGAAAGUCUCCAGUUAAACGGUGGUGGAGAUGUAGCCAUGUUGGAGCUUACGGGACAAAAUUUCAACCCAAACCUGAGGGUGUGGUUUGGAGACGUGGAGGCAGACACCAUGUACAGGUGUGGAGAGAUCAUCCUGUGUGUGGUACCAGACAUCUCUGCCUUCAGGGAGGGGUGGCGCUGGGUGCUGCAGCCGGUCCAGGUUCCUGUCACACUGGUUCGUAAUGAUGGGAUAAUCUACUCCACCGGCCAGACUUUCACCUACACACCAGAGCCGGGGCCUCGGCCCCACUGCAAUGCCACCGGGGCCAUCCUGAGAUCACGCAGCACUUCUUCAUCAUCACCAGAAUCUUCAUCAUCACCCUCAUCAUCUUUGGGUGGCCUUGGGGAAAGCCAUGGGGCGUACAGCAGUAGUGAAUCUGGGCUGUCUGCACUGACAUAGUGAAUCUGGUUUUGUGCACAUUGGCUAUGAGUGAACAAAUGGUGCAAUGGUUCCAAAGUGGCUCAUGGACCUCUGGAAAACUGUACAGAAGCCCCAAAACCCUCUUCAUGAGACUGAAGUGACAGGAAGCGCUUAAAAACUGAGAAAGGAGGUUCAAAGGAAACACAUCUAUACGAGUCUGUACAUUAGCACCCUCUGGUGAGUUGUGGACGUGUUACAGAGGACUUCAUAUCCUUUCUCACCUGAAAGUAGGUGAAUGUGCCUUCUGACUUUCAUAUAAUACUUUUUUUUUUUACUUGCGUUUUAAUUUUAAAUCUAACUUCCUCUUUUUCACCACUAAGCUCAUAUUUUUUACUGAAAAACCUUUUAAAUAUUAGUUCCAAGACAGGGAACAUUUUAAGAGUAACAUAGUUUGUAUUAGGGCUGCA